AAUAUUUAUCACUAGACUGUCGGCGGAGCAGAAUAACGAGCCACUUGCUGCCACCGAAAGAAUUGGAUCUGUCUCCAACCUGCUGAAGCUGUCCGUACACUGCUCACAUGGAGUUUCAGUGCUCCCAUUUUUUAAAAGCACUCUCAAAGCUUCGAUCCUUUUUGGAAUUCAUCCGGGAGUCCUCUUCAUUAAAGACUGAAUCUUUGAGACAGUUACUCAUUGAAAACUUGCCAACUUUUUGUCUUAAGUCAAGGGGAAGGAGGAAAUGGACAUUGAGGAGAAACUCCUAGGGCUCCGAAUCUCCCCCUUCCCUGAUAAAUUUCUAGACCGCAUUCUGUCUUUUGUCGAUUCGCGUAAAGAUCGCAGUGCGGUUUCUUUGGUCUCCAAGGAUUGGUACGAUGCAGAAAGAGGGAGCCGAACCCAUGUCUUUAUUGGCAACUGUUAUUCCGUGUCUCCGGAGAUUGUUGCCCGUAGGUUUCCGAAUAUUCGGAGUUUCACCAUUAAAGGGAAACCUCGGUUCUCAGACUUCAAUCUUGUUCCUCCAAAUUGGGGAGCUGAUAUCCACUCCUGGCUUGAAGUUUUUGCUUCAGCUUAUCCGUUUCUUGAGGAACUGCGGCUUAAGAGGAUGCGUGUUACUGAUGAGAGCCUUGAUUUCUUGGCUCGGUCAUUUCCAGGGUUCAAAGCACUGUCACUUGUUAGCUGUGAUGGCUUCAGCACCAAUGGUCUUGCCUCCAUCGUGGGCGGUUGCAGGAACUUGACUGAGCUAGAUAUACAGGAAUGCAUGAUUGAUGAUCUUGAUGGUAGCUGGUUAAGUUCUUUUCCUGAAAGUGUCACGUCCCUGGAAGUGCUUAAUUUUGCUCAUCUGACUUCUGAAGUGGAUUUUGAUGACUUGGAGAGGCUUGUGGAAAGAUGCAAAUCACUAAAAGUCUUAAAAGUGAAUAAGAAUGUCACACAGAAGCAACUUUGGAGACUGCUGAUGAGAGCUCCACAGCUUAUAGAACUGGGAACUGGUUCAUUCUCACAAGAUCAUGCUCUUCCAGCGGAUGCUCAGCUGGAAACUGUAUUUAGUAAUUGCAAAAAUUUGAAUACUCUUUCGGGUUUUUGGGCAGUUUCCUCUCUUUAUCUUCCAUUAUUGUACCCGGCCUGUGCAAAUCUGUCAUUCUUGAAUUUGAGUUAUGCACCUCUGCAAAGCACACAACUUGCAAAGAUCCUGCCACAUUGUCCUUUGCUUCGAAGGCUUUGGGUUCUAGACACUGUAGAGGACGAAGGACUAGAAGCUGCGGGGUCCAGUUGUCAUCUUCUUGAAGAACUCCGGGUAUUUCCAGCAGACCCAUUCGAUCAGGAUGACCUUUUGGAUGGUAGUGGCAAUGGUGUUACUGAAUCUGGUUUUGUUGCAGUUUCAGAGGGAUGUCCAAAACUUCACUAUGUUCUAUACUUCUGCCGUCGGAUGACUAAUGCUGCUGUAGCUACUGUAGUUCGUAACUGUCCCAACUUUACCCACUUCCGCCUUUGUAUAAUGACCACAUGCGUACCUGAUUACCUCACCAAUGAGCCAAUGGAUGAAGCAUUUGGUGCAGUUGUGAAGACCUGUACUAAACUUCAAAGACUUUCUGUUUCUGGUCUUCUCACAGAUCUAGCCUUUGAGUACAUUGGCAUAUAUGCUAAAAACCUUGAGGCCUUAUCAGUUGCUUUUGCUGGAAGCAGUGACAAGGGAAUGCAGUUUGUGUUGAAGGGAUGCCCGAAGUUGAGAAAGCUGGAAAUAAGAGACUGUCCAUUUGGAAAUGCAGCAUUGCUUUCAGGGAUUGAGAGGUAUGAGUCCAUGAGGUCUCUUUGGAUGUCAGCUUGCAAUGUGACAAUGAAUGGCUGUCGAUUACUUGCAAGGGAGAUGCCUAGGUUGAAUGUGGAGGUUAUCAAGGAGAAUGAGAGCAAUGAAACUGAGGAAGCUGAGAAAGUUUAUGUGUAUCGUUCUGUUGCCGGGCCAAGGAGGGAUGCUCCUCCUUUUGUCAUCACCCUCUAAUGGUUCAAUACCUCUCAGGCUCUCGGUUUGUCAGUAGGUUUUUCUCAAUAAUGAAAACAAAUCAGAGCCAGAGGGAGGACUAUAAUUCGUGAAUGUGAAACAUGAAUUAUAUUUUCCUCAUUACAUUACAAUUUGCACAUUAAAAAACAAUAAGCAGAAGAAAUCAUGCCUUAACUGACUCGAUUGUUAUUAACCGGUCAGCGUCUGCCUCAGGCAUUGCUGCUCCUCUAAAUAGCAAGAUCACAAGGCUUCCCUAUGCUAAAUUAGAUGAAGCAGCCCAUAUGAUGUGUCACAAAUGAGCCAAAAUCAGUCCCAACAAUGCACUGCCACCCUUGACCAUAUAACUUAUCAAACUCCUGCACCACUCCAAUCAUAAGCAACAUAAAAGAAACAGAAUACAUUGCAUGUCACCAUUGCAUGGAAGCAUACCUUCUUGAUGAAGCGGGCAAUUUCAGUGGGGUCUGUGAUGUUGAAGUAGAAUUAUCUUGGCCAUAUAACUUAUCAAACUCCUGCACCACUCCAGCAUCUUACGUCUUCUUUGU
Messenger RNA from Asparagus officinalis (garden asparagus), 2559 nucleotides. Its product is annotated as protein AUXIN SIGNALING F-BOX 3-like. The coding region runs from base 266 to 2017 and encodes 583 amino acids. The record is from RefSeq and is a predicted model, not a curated record. Gene Ontology annotation, cellular component: SCF ubiquitin ligase complex. The transcript has 5 exons. Lineage: Eukaryota; Viridiplantae; Streptophyta; Magnoliopsida; Asparagales; Asparagaceae. Gene Ontology annotation, biological process: SCF-dependent proteasomal ubiquitin-dependent protein catabolic process.